CACUUUUCCAUCCUAUGUUAGACAUCAAUUGAAUGACAAGUCACUGAAGAUUUAUGUACAAAGUGAUACCAUAAGAAUUGAGAUACUUUCAAACGAAGCCUCCAAAGGUGUUGACUGUUGAUCAGGACCAGGCAAGAAUUAGGACCGAUACGUCUUACAUGUCCGCCAUGGAAGAUCGUCUUUAAUUUUGACAAGAAGAUGUGCCACGCCGACUCUGCAUUCAUAUCUUCAUUAGCGACGAUGCAUAAGUUGGCUGUCUUGGUAGCCGUCAUCUCCGCAGCUUCAAAGUCAUUCGCUCUCAAUUUAGGUUCGUGCAACGCAUCGCUCGGCCUUGAAUCGGGCUACAUCAAAGAUGCGGCCAUCACGGCUAGUUCAUCUUAUGAUGCCAGCAACGUCGGACCUCAGUUCGCUCGAUUAAACAAGGACAAAAAUGGAGGAGCGUGGUGCCCCAAACAGCAAGUGAUGCGCGGAGUCAAAGAAUGGAUUGAAAUUGACCUCAAAACGAUGCACGUCAUUUCAGCUAUCCAAACGCAGGGUCGCUUCGGCAAUGGACAAGGUCAGGAGUACGUUGAACAUUUUAAAAUUGAAUAUUGGCGACCCGGAAUGGAACGCUGGGUCCGCUAUAGAAAUCAAACGGGCGUUGAAAUUUUCACAGGCAAUACCAACACCUACAUGGUGACAUCAAAUGAUUUAAGCCCAGUUAUACUCGCAGCCAAGAUCCGGAUCGUCCCGCAUUCUAUACAUCGCAGAACAGUCUGCCUUCGGCUAGAACUUUCCGGCUGUCAGUUCGAAGACGGAGUUGUUAGCUAUUCAGCUCCUCAAGGCGAUGUUUUCCGUAGCGUUGACCUAAUCGAUGAAAGUUAUGACGGAAUAAUAGAAAAUGGAUUUCUAAAGGGUGGACUAGGCCAGCUCACCGAUGGACGCAUUGGAAGUCACGGCGUCGAUGAUUUUGGUUACGAAUGGGUCGGCUGGCAAAAUAAAACGAUCGUGCCUCGUCUCAGUCCCUUAGAACUGACUUUCGAAUUCCAGGGGGUCCGUAACUUCUCGCGAAUCGAUGUCUUUGCCAACAACGACUUCCACAAAAACAUCCAGGUGUUUUCGGAGUUGCGAGUUCUGUUCAGCAUCGGUGGUCGCCAGUUUCCUUCCAGCAGCAGCGUCAUUUAUUCCUACAUGCCCGACCGUUUCCUGGCCAAUGCCCGCAACGUAUCGAUCCAUCUCGGCUUUAAAAUGGCACGUUAUCUCAAACUACAAUUUACGUUCGCUGCGGAGUGGCUUGUCAUCUCGGAGUUGUACUUUACGUCUGAACAAAUCGAUGGAAACUUUAGUGAUGACGUUCGAGUCAGGGGACGCCAAACGGACGAGGGAUUCUUACAGCGGGACGCAGUUGCUCACAUCAAAACGUCAGAAAUCGAAGACAAUAUUUUGGCCGAAAGUGACAGUUACACGGGAAUUAUUAUCGGGGUCAUGACUUCAAUCAUCGUUGCAUUGGCACUCGCGCUCGCCAUCAUCAUUUCGAGAAGUGUACAUAACGUCAGGCAAACCGUGAGUCGAUCAGUUCUAUCUCCGCCAUUUGGAAGAACAAACCCGCAGAAUUUCGGUUUGGUUGCAGAACACAACAAAUUAGGUCCACAUUUCGGAACGCACAAUGAUUCCAAUUACGAAGCGGCGAUCUACUCCCCCAUCGGGCAGCUCAACCCAACGAAUUUAGGUAGAAACAGUUCCUCCACAGAAAAUUCUUCAACUGUUUACAACGAGCCAUUCUCGGACGACUCGUGCUCUGUUUGCUCAAGCCGGAAACCAGAAACGAUGUCAAAUCCGCCAGUCAGGAAAGUCGUCCCAGCCCAACAGGAUUACGAUAUUCCGAUCCGUUUACUUCCAACUGAGCGUAACACGAUCACGUCGCCGUCGGUGAACGUCUCCUUCAUGUCCCGGCUCUACACGCAUAUGAAUUGCAUUUCGAAUUCCGCCAACGAAAUGCCUCCAUUCUUUUCGCCAGACAUGGGCGGAUUCUACGCUACUGCAGACUUGUUGCAACAGCAAACUGAACCAUCGUCAACACGUUGCACUUACACACGAUUAGCUGAAAUUCCUUCAGCGACGUUGAAUCGUCUUGAACAUUUAUCGAGCGGGCAAUUCGGCGCUGAGGUAUAUUUGUGUCAGCUGAUUGAUGACUCAACGACAGCAAGCGUACUCACUCGUCACUUCCCGUCUUACUGGACAAAGGUUGACGUGGACAAGGAAUGCCAAGUGCUAAGCGGACUGCAGCACGACAAACUGUUAGCGCUUCUCGGCAUUGUAUCGUUAAAACAUGCCGAAGAUGGGGUCUCCUUAGUAUAUGCCUACGGAGACGUUGGAGAUAUGUACCAGUUUCUGCAAGAUCAUGUCGCAGAAACGUCGUCCCUUAGUGAAAGGAGCCUUAGCUACGGGUGCCUUAUCUAUAUGGCUAAGCAAAUUGCGGCCGCGAUGGAGUAUUUGGAAAUUCGGCAAAUCACUCAUCGAGACUUGGCCGCCAGGAACUGUCUUGUGGAAGCCAAUUACGUAGUAAAAAUCGCGUCUUUCGACAUUAGUAGCAAACGAUAUCCAGCCGAUUACUUUGCGAUGGAUGACGGUCGAUGCAUUCCUCUUAGAUGGAUGGCGUGGGAAAGUGUUACCCUGGGAAAACAUAGUUCAGCUAGCGACGUCUGGUCUUUUGCCGUUCUCUUGUGGGAGAUACUGACGUUCGCUCGGGAUCCGCCCAUUGAGGCUCUAACAGACAAAGAAGUGCUUAAUUUGCUAUUGCAUUACCAACAACAUGAAGGGGGAUUCAACGAGAUGUUGCUCGCCAGCCCGAUCCUUUGCCCCAAGGAGAUUUACGAUUUGAUGUGUGAAUGUUGGAAGUGUAACUCUUACGACCGGCCCACGUUUAAGGAGAUUCACAUGUUUCUGAUGCGCAAAAAUUUAGGAUACCAUCCCAACGAUAUAUAACCUAGCCAAAAGUGAAACGCGACAAAAGCAUGAAACUGAAGUAGACAGCGCAGCGGUAACUUCCUAAAUAUCAAAGGGAAGGCUAAGUCAACGACCAUCGCAUUAUCUGAAUUUGAAAACUAUGUGUCUUCACUAGUAUUAUAUGAAAAAUUAUUUUGCUUUUCUAAAAAAAUUCAGCUGCAAACUGUGCAGUAAAAAGUAUAUCAUGCGAUUGUUUUAAGGUAGGGCUUCGAACUAUAGGAAGGCCUUGCUGUCAUUGAUCCUAUGUCUCAUCAGUAACUUUUUUUUUCAAGUGGUCGUUGAAAAGUUCUGGCGCAGUUUGGAUUUUUCUUUAGUUAUUUUUGGAGAAAUCAUUUUCUAUCUUGUAUUGGAGGGUUAAAGAAAAAAGUCUGUUCCUGCUGUCCUCUAGCAAAUUCGGGGAAUUGGCAAAACGGCUCGGAACUUCCAGCAUGGGCUGCAUUAUUGUCAUUUUAAAGAAGCGAACGUUAUUAGCUAAAGCGACAAGUUACUCCACUUGCCAGUAAAAAAAAAAAUAAUAAUAAAAAGAAAGAAAGAAAAAGAACUUCAAUGCCACUCAAACUACCAGAACAAAAGUCACGAUGCUUGUGGUAGCGGCUAUCUACAGGCACAAGCCAAAUUGACUUCCCAAAUAUGUGCAGAGUUCACCUUUUCCAAGCAUUGAAAACCGAGGUGCAAUAGGAUUUUAAGAAUCCAUCCAGAACGUGUUGUUUGCAUCUGUUCCUAUACAAACACCACUUUAAUCAUGUCUUAGCCGUUUUGAUACAGUUGGUAUAACACCCACGAAAACUGUCCACAAUUGUUUGGUUUUAAGUUUUUAAAACUAGAUGAUGCCCCGCUUUUCUGUAACGAGUAGCUAACAUACUCACCCGGUAGCUUGCCUUUAUUCGAAAUAGGACAGCAUAUUUUACACAUCAGAUUAUCGUCUCACCUUGGCACAAGGGUAAAGCAGAUCAUUUAUGCAAAUGGUUUUAUUUUUCCUCUGUUUCUUGUGAAUUGCUAAGCGACUAGUGAAGUUUCAAAACAGUUAUUAUUGCACGUUGUCCUACUGUAAACAUUCACAAUCCCAUAAACAAUACAUUAAGCCUUCCAAUGUAUCACAU
Daphnia carinata is the source of this 4085-nucleotide messenger RNA. RefSeq names its product discoidin domain-containing receptor 2-like. The transcript is spliced from 24 exons. The record is from RefSeq and is a predicted model, not a curated record. NCBI's taxonomy places the organism in Eukaryota, Metazoa, Arthropoda, Branchiopoda, Diplostraca, Daphniidae. Gene Ontology annotation, cellular component: signaling receptor complex. Gene Ontology annotation, biological process: cell surface receptor protein tyrosine kinase signaling pathway; protein phosphorylation; multicellular organism development. Bases 199 to 2964 code for a protein of 921 amino acids. Gene Ontology annotation, molecular function: collagen binding; protein tyrosine kinase collagen receptor activity; ATP binding.